AUGCCAAUUAAGCGACACGGCAUCCGGAAAAAAGAGCCUUCGGAUAUGGACAUUACAUGUUUAACCCUCUAAACACCGCAUCACUUCCGCCGUUUCCCUUCUUUUCAUCCCUCCAGCAUCAUCCGUCGAUCUCACGUCUUCUGUAAGUUCAGUGUUGAGAGAAAUGUCUGCUGCCGGGGAUGUGAAUGCCUUUCUUCAGACGAUGGGAAGCCCCAGUCAGCCUCGACAGAAAUUCUGUGGUGUGUUCUGCCCGGUGGAGGGCUCGACAGAGCCCAAAACAGUGGACUUUGAUCCGCACUCCUCGGGGAAGGGUCGUGUGAUAGAGAGGCAGAAAGAUAUCUCCAAACCACGAAAGGUUGAGAUCAGAAGAAGUACCGGUAAAGAGAUUCUGCAGAACCUAAAUGACGAGAGUGAUCGUCUCCUGAUUAAAGGAGCUAAGAUCGUCAAUGAUGAUCAGUCAUUCUGUGCGGAUAUUUAUAUGGAAGAUGGCCUGAUCAAGCAGAUUGGAGAAAAUCUGAUAGUACCUGGCGGGGUGAAAACCAUCGAUGCCCAUGGGCGUAUGGUGAUGCCAGGUGGCAUUGAUGUGCACACACGCUUCCAGAUGCCCGACAGGGGCAUGACGGCAGCAGAUGAUUUCUACCAAGGCACGCGCGCUGCCCUGGCCGGAGGAACCACAAUGAUCAUCGACCACGUGGUGCCUGAACCAGGAACGAGUUUGAUCUCAGCCUUCAAUCAGUGGCGUGAAUGGGCGGACAGCAAAGCCUGUUGUGAUUAUUCUCUCCACGUGGACAUCACCGAAUGGCACAGAGGCGUCCAGGAGGAAAUGGAGGCCCUCGUCAAAGAUCACGGAAUUAACUCUUUCCUCGUCUACCUGGCUUACAAAGAUGUUUUUCAGCUCACUGACUCACAGAUCUAUGAAGUGUUUAGUGUAAUUCGGGACCUUGGGGCAAUCGCUCAAGUCCAUGCCGAGAAUGGUGAUAUUAUAGCCGAGGAACAGCGUAGGAUUUUGGAGUUGGGCAUCACCGGGCCAGAGGGACAUGUUCUCAGUCGGCCAGAGGAGGUUGAGGCAGAAGCAGUCAACCGCUCUGUAACGGUGGCCAAUCAGACCAAUUGCCCACUUUACAUUACCAAAGUGAUGAGCAAGAGUGCUGCUGAUGUCAUCGCUCAAGCCAGGAAGAAAGGCACCGUAGUGUAUGGAGAGCCAAUCACAGCCAGUCUGGGCACGGACGGCUCGCACUACUGGAGCAAGAACUGGGCCAAGGCCGCCGCCUACGUCACAUCCCCACCCCUGAGUCCGGAUCCGACCACACCAGACUACCUAAACUCACUGUUGUCAUGUGGGGACCUGCAGGUUACAGGAAGCUCUCAUUGUACCUUUAAUACAGCCCAAAGAGCUGUGGGGAAAGAUGACUUCACCCUUAUUCCUGAAGGAACUAAUGGCACUGAGGAAAGAAUGUCCAUCAUCUGGGACAAAUGUGUGGUAACUGGAAAAAUGGACGAAAAUCAGUUUGUGGCCGUCACCAGCACCAACGCCGCCAAGAUCCUCAAUCUGUACCCACGCAAGGGUCGCAUCGCUGUGGGCUCAGAUGCCGAUCUGGUUCUUUGGGAUCCUGAUGUCACAAAGAUUAUCUCAGCGAAGAGUCACAAUUCGGCAGUGGAGUACAACAUUUUUGAGGGUACGGAGGUGCGCGGAGGACCCCUGGUUGUCAUCAGCCAAGGAAAGAUUGUAUUGGAGGAGGGCACCCUUCAUACUACUGAGGGAUCUGGACGUUACGUGGCCCGUAAGCCCUUCCCUGACUACGUUUACAAGAGGAUAAAGGCUCGCAGCAGGCUUGCUGAACUGCGGGGCGUCCCGCGGGGUCUUUACGAUGGACCCGUCUGUGAAGUAUCAGUUACGCCUAAGGCUCUGACCCCCGCGUCCUCUGCCAAGACCUCUCCGGCCAAACAAGCUGGUCAACCCGUCCGCAACCUGCAUCAGUCUGGGUUUAGCCUUUCUGGUGCGCAGGUUGAUGACAACCUGCCUCGUCGCAACACCCAGCGCAUCGUUGCUCCCCCUGGUGGCAGGGCCAACAUCACUAGCCUGGGUUAGACCUCCCUACAUCCAACCGGAGAAUAAUAGGGGUGUUGGGGGGUAGGAUGUUGAUUAAUGGAGGUGUUUGCCUAAACCACUGUCCUAUCAAGAGACGAACCCUCCGAAGGGCCUACGAUUCUCCACAACCCCUUACCUCUCACCCCAUCCCUCCAUUUUCUCACACUACACCACUUCCUAAAGAAGACAUCUAGAGAUAAAAGUACUUGCCUCGUUCGAAGAAACAAUGUAACAUCCACAUCUGAGCACGUCUGAUUGUAUGAUUUUUAUACUGUACUUUCUACCCACCAUGAGUCAUGUUAUUAUUUUUGUAUUUAACUUUAUUUGCUUUCGAGGGAUCAAGUGAGUGGAAAAGCUGUUGUUUGUCAUUGUUACCUAUUAACAAAGCAAGGGUUAGAGUACUGCGUUCGAUCACAAAGAGAAUGUCAUCGUUUUUGGCUUUAUUAGAAAUGUCUCCAUUUUUAUUCAAACGAUCAGUAAACAAACACCUGACCAUUGCCUUUCCAUGGCAUUUAAUGCGAUCGUUACUGUAAAAACCUUUCCCAAUGCUUAACCCACAAGCCGCUGUAAAUAAAAACACGCAGAACCUUUUUAAAUUAACACAGCUAAUGAUGUUAAUAACUAAGGAAAUAGUGUAAAAGAUGGAGAGCUAGUCAAAUUUGAUACGCUUGUAUUGGCCACAAGUUGAAAUUAAAACGUCUUUUUCACCUUAAUACGUAAAGGCUGUAAAUGAUAUGCAGCAAAGAUGGUAGCUAGAAGAAAAGAAAUGAGUUUAGAUCAAGUAUACGAUUGAUAAUGAAGUCUUUUUGUGUUACGCCCCUCAUGAAGUUGUUAAUGAGAGAUGAUGUUACCUCUUAAUGUCUGAGUCCAAAACCCAGACUUGUUUCUGUACAGUAUGAGUAUGCCAUAAGAGUUAUUUACUCAAACAUUUACAGUAUUACAUAAUUAUGCAGCUACUUUCCCAGACAGCAGACGACUCCAAGCCGGAUCCGCUCCGAAGUGGGCAGAUCCGGCCCGGGGUCUUCUGCGGUCUGGGUUCUAUGUCAGCAAAUGUGAUUUCGCUAAACUUACGCUUACAUUGAUAGAAACCUUUUGUAUCUUUUACUCUUGAGCUGUGCCUAAGAUGUACCAAUCCUUUUUAAUAUUCUUGCAUAAGCUUGCUCACGUCUUCUGUUAAAAAAGGCUGUAAAAUGGCCAGUUAACCGAUACGAAGGUGCCAGAUAUUUCCCUUAACUCCUUUUUUCGUUAUACUUUGUUAUUGACAUCCAUUUUAGUGUCGUAAUAAAAUGCAACAUAGGCUAUAGUCAUAACAUCAGAAUUAACCAUAAUCCACAUCUUCUGGCUGGUGCUAGUUAUUUACAAGCCAGACACAGAAUGCAUAGUAACAAGUAAAAGUAGGCUUUAAGUGGUUUUAAUGUGCCUUGCUUAAUCUCCAAACAGAUUAGCGGUAGCAAACCGAUGCUCUCAUCCUCUUUUCCUUUUGGUUGCUUUUCAUUUCCUUUCACUGUGUUCUGUUUUUCAUUUGGUAAACCCGUCCCCCAGUUGUUUUCUUUUCCUUUGCACAUCGCCGGCAAAAUCUUGGCCGACAUCAUCAUUCUCCAUUGCUUGGCUUUUCCUCUGUGACUCAAUGCAACACACAUGUACACAUAGAGACACACUUUCUUCACACUUAAAGGGAUAGUUCACCAAUAAAAACGAAGGACCGUCAGCAUUUACUUACCCUUA
Messenger RNA from Misgurnus anguillicaudatus (oriental weatherfish), 3814 nucleotides. The record is from RefSeq and is a predicted model, not a curated record. NCBI's taxonomy places the organism in Eukaryota, Metazoa, Chordata, Actinopteri, Cypriniformes, Cobitidae.